GCUUCCCUUUGAUCUGCGGCUCCGAAGCGGCUCCUUCAUUCACCUGGCAGCGCGCGGCGUGCGGAGAGGAUCUCCAAUUUGGAAAAUCACUUAACUUUUUUUAGACAAAACUGGAAGGAUUUCUGGGAUUCCAAACAAAAUAUAUAUAAAUGAAAAAUAAACAGAGCAAAAAGCAGCAAAUAAAGGAAGAAAGUGAAGAGAAAGGCGGAUGUUUGACUGUGGAAUGAGGGAAGUUUGAUGCUGGAGCAGUGUCUGAACACCAGGAGGAACCUCUGUGGAUUUUCUGAUUCCGUUUUACGCACCAGGAGCGCAGCAAGCGGACAGCCUGGACUGCUGACAUCUCCCUGCCCUCCGCAGCCCUCACAGCCCCGCACCUGUUCUGCUGCAUUUCCAGAGUCCAGGGCGUUUUGUGGACUUACCGCAGGACUUCCUGUGCUGGAUUUGGUGAAAGCAUCGCCCGCUGCCAUGCUCCGGACGGACUGCUGACCAACUCAAGGUUCUUGUUAACCUCAGGGUUGGCGAGGGCAGCCAUGGGCCUAUCACUGGAUCUUUGAGAAGAGCCGGAUUUCCUCUCUCUCAUCUCUUCCCACCCCGUUUUUGCUGUAAUUUACCAGUAAACCUGGAGGACUGAUCCAGAUCCAGAACCUGCCGUGACUCUGCCUUGUUUCACUCAUCUUUAGAUCAUGGAAACCGUUUUUCUCAUUCCUGGCCAUUCAGAACGGCCUCUUCCUGCGCUGCUGCUGUUAUUUGCCUCUUUUUUACUGAUGAGGGGGUGCUGUCAUGCAGCCCCCUCCGGCCCUGAGUCGGAUUCCUGCUCCACCUUAGUGCAAAACCGUUUCUUUGGAUUCUUUUUAUCAUCAUCAGCAUUCCCCUCUGUGCCUUGUUCCUGGACCCUGCAAAACCCAGAUCCACGAAGGUACACUAUUUUCAUCAAGGUGACCAAACCCACAAGAGGCUGCAAGUCGUUCCAGCUUCGCACCUUCCAGUACGACUCCUUCUUGGAGACCACACGCACUUACCUGGGCAUGGAGAGCUUCGACGAGAUUGUGAGACUGUGUGACACCUCUGUCCCGGUGGCCUUCCUGGAAGCUGGGAAGCAGUUCCUACAGAUGAGGAAGGGACCUCCUCAGGCAGGCGCGGUGAUCCAGAAGGUCAACGAGGAGUUUAAAACCGAGUACCUGGUUGUAGGGAAGCGCAAUCCAAGCAUGGCAGCCUGUCAGAUGCUGUGCCAGUGGCUGGAAGACUGCUUGUCCUCAAGCACGUCCAACAGACCCUGUGGCAUAAUGCAAACACCCUGCGUGUGUUGGGACAAGCCUCCUCUGCUCAGUGUGGGAGAUAGCUGCUAUCACAAUGGAGUUUACUUGGAAAACUGUUUACCCAGCGGGAAAGAGAGCAGAAAAAAUGGCGAAAUAAAUGGUGGAUGGAGUGGUUGGGGCCACUGGGGGCAGUGCAGCAGUGAGUGUGGGGGAGGAAUCCAAUCCCGGGCUCGGAGCUGUCGCUCUCCUCCAGAAGAGUCUUUCCUGUGUGAGGGUGUAGUGGAGGAAGGUCGGCCCUGCAACUCCCAGUCCUGCCUGGGCAAAGGUCGCCAUCUCUCCCGCAGCCAGUCUCUCCGCUCGGUGGACGGCCGCAAGCGUGAUGACGCAGAGAAGGCGCGCGGCGGACAGCAGAGCCCUCAGACAGUAGACUCCACCUCAGGGGAGGAGUGGUCAGCGUGGAGUGUGUGUUCUGCCACCUGUGGGGAGGGCUGGCAGAGUCGCACUCGUUUCUGUGUGUCCUCCUCCUACAGCACCCAAUGUAGUGGGCCGCUGCGAGAGCAGAGACCUUGCAACAACUCAGCCAUUUGUCCAGUUCACGGCGCAUGGGACGAGUGGUCACCGUGGAGUUUGUGUUCCUCCACCUGUGGCCGAGGUUACAGGUCCCGAACACGGACUUGCACUCCCCCCCAGUUUGGGGGAGAUCCCUGCGACGGCCCGGAGAAACAGACCAAGUUCUGCAACAUAGCCGUCUGCCCAGUGGACGGAGUCUGGAACGAGUGGUCCAGCUGGAGCUCCUGCUCUGCUACAUGCUCCAACGGGACCAUGCAGAGAACGAGGGAGUGCAACGGCCCCUCGUAUGGCGGCUCGGAGUGCAGGGGAGAGUGGCUGGAGACCUUUGACUGCUUCCUGGGGGAUUGUCCAGUGGAUGGGAAGUGGCAGCCUUGGUCCUUGUGGUCCGGCUGCUCCAAAACGUGUGGAGGGGGGAGUCAGCAGAGAACCAGGAUUUGCUAUGGGCCCUUCUUUGGAGGACAGCCAUGUCCUGGAGAGCGAGAAGAGAUCCGUCACUGCAAUGAGAAGAAAUGCCCAGAACCUCAUGAAAUAUGUGGCGAGGACAAUUUCUCCAACGUUGUAUGGAAGAUGACUCCUGCUGGAGAUACGGCUGCUGUUCGCUGUCCUCCCAAUGCCAUGGGGCUCAUCCUGCGCCGCUGCUCCUUGGAUGAGGAGGGCAUCGCCUACUGGGAAACACCCACCUAUAUGAAAUGCAUUUCCAAUGACUAUCGCAGUAUUCAAACCUUAACUCGUGAGCAUCUGUCCAAGGCGCAGCGAGGCCUUGUGGGAGAUGGAGUCUCAGACGUGUUGACCAAGCUGAGGGUCACAUCCAGCGAUGGAACGAGCUACAGCGGCGACCUGCUGGCCAUCUUGGAUGUCCUGAAGAACAUGACAGAGAUCUUCAGGAGGGAUUACUACAGACCCACCAGCGCAGAUAUGAGGAACUUUGUGCAGUCGGUGAGCAAUCUGCUGAUGGAGGAGAACCAGGACAGAUGGGAGGAAGCUCAGCUGCUGGGGCCGAACAUCAAAGAGCUCUUCCGUCUCAUGGAGGACUUUGUGGACGUCAUUGGCUUAAGGAUGAAAGACUUCCACGACAUGUAUGAAGUCACCGAUAACCUAGUUCUGAGCAUCCAUAAGCGUCCCGUUCUGGAUCACACCGACUUCAACUUCCCCAUGAAGGGCUGGAGGGGAAUGGUGGACUGGGCCCGCAACUCUGAGGACCGAGUCAGCAUCCCUAAGAACAUCCUGUCCACAGGAACGGCAGAUACUGAUGACUCAUCCACCUUUGUGACCGGUGUGGUUCUCUACAGAAACCUGGGCAGUAUUUUGUCUCUGCAGAGAAACAACACGGUCCUGAACUCCAAGGUAUUAUCGGUGAGCAUCAAGCCCACCCCCGCCUCCCUCUCUGCGCCCGUCGUGGUCGAGUUCUCCCACCUUUACAACGGCACCACCAACCACACCUGUAUAUCCUGGGACGAGAGUGACAGCUCCUCUCUGCUGGGGUCCUGGUCUGCCAGGGGCUGCAGAGCUGUGCUCGUCGACUCCUUCAGAACCAAAUGCGUGUGUGACAGACUGUCCACCUUCGCCAUCUUAGCCCGGAUCAACCCCGACAUGAGCAUGGACAAGCUGCAGCUGCCGUCCGUGACCCUGAUCGUGGGCUGCGGUGUGUCUUCGCUCACGCUGCUGCUGCUCAUCAUCAUCUACGUCUCCGUGUGGAACUGCAAUGUUACACAUGAGAAAGUUUAUGUUUACGGCUUAAUUAACCUUUUCUCUUCCUUUGUUUUAUCCAUAUUUCAUGUUCCUCCCUCUUAUUUGCCAACACUUCUCUCAUUCCUUCCUAUUGCACCCCUCUCUGUUUCUGCCCCUUUCUCACCAACCCAAACAUCCAACCAUCUGGCUCCACUUUUCUUUCUCCUGCUGCCCUUUGGAAGCUGCUGGCUGUCCUUGGAAGGAGGGCUUCUCUAUGCGUUUGUUGGACCUGCUGCAGCUGUAGUCUUGGUUAACAUGGUUAUUGGGAUUCUCGUUUUUAACAAACUGGUCUCCAAAGACGGCAUUACUGAUAUGAAACUAAAGGAGAGGGCGGGUCAGAUGACAGUGCCACUGUACAAUAUGACGCUCAAAUGUGCCAAGUGUGGAGUUAUCUCUUCGGCUGACGUUUCCACCACAGCUACCAGUAACGCCAUGGCGUCACUGUGGAGCUCCUGUGUGGUUUUGCCUCUCUUGGCCCUCACAUGGAUGUCUGCUGUCCUGGCCAUCACUGACCGGCGUUCUGCCCUCUUCCAGAUUCUCUUUGCAGUGUUUGAUUCACUGGAAGGUUUUGUAAUCGUAAUGGUUCACUGCAUUCUGCGCAGAGAGGUUCAGGAAGCUGUGAAAUGCCGUGUGGUGGAUCGGCAGGAAGACGCUAACGGAGAUUCAGGAGGAUCUUUCCAAAAUGGCCACGCUCAGCUCAUGACUGAUUUUGAAAAAGACGUGGAUAUGGCCUGCAGAUCAGGCACAGGGAAGCGCUCAUCCCUCCAGGGGGAGGAGAAGGCCUCCUCUGGGACCCUCACCCUGCAGAAAGGAUCCAACUUCAACACCAUGCCAGCCAGCAUGGCCAAGGUUCACCUCCAGAAUGUGGCCGACUACUCCAGCCACACGCUGACGCUGCGCAGGGAGAAAGGCGCCACCAAGGGAAUCAGCACCGAGCUCCCAGGAGCUAAAUCCAUCUACAUCUGCGACGGUGAGCUCUUCAAGCAGCUGGACGGAGAUCUGCCUCGAGGGAACGGAGAGGGCAGCAGCUCCGACGGCGCUGGCAAAGGUCCGGGUUACAUCAUUCUACCCACCAACAACACUGGGACCCUGAAAGCUGCCAAGGCUAAAGACGAGCAGAGCGCCAAGUAUAACACCACCAUGGAGCAGCUCCCUCAGAGCAGGCUCAUCCAUCUGGCCAACCCACCCAGCGGAGAACCUGUCCCCGGCUUCGGGCUCAAGAGCCUUCCCACCGAGCAGGUCAGCGUGUCGUGCUCCGACAGAGACUCGCCGGCUCAUAACCUGCAGGGCGGAGCCAGAGACUCACACACAGCGAGAAGCUUGGCAGAUGCAGGCGAGUCUGGCAACUCUGGCGUGAUGUCCAAGAGUGAAACUGUGUCCACGCUGUCCAUGAGCUCGCUGGAGAGACGAAAAUCACGCUAUGCAGAGCUUGACUUUGAGAAAAUAAUGCACACCCGGAAACGGCACCAGGACAUGUUUCAGGACCUCAGCAGGAAGAUUCAGAGUGCAGACAAGGAUAGAGAGUCUCCACCUGUUGACGCCAAAGCUGCCAAAAGAUGGAGCGUGUCCUCUACCGGCAGCGACAAGACCAACAUGAGUGACAAGCAGCAGACCCCCAGUAAGAGGGCAUGGGAGGGCAUCCGCAAACCCCACUCGCCCCCAUCCUGGGUGAGGAAGGAGCUGGAAACUGUAGCCGCCUCUCCUCUGGAGCUGCAGACAGUGGAGUGGGAGAAGACCAGUGCCACUAUUCCCCUGGUGGGCCAGGAGAUCAUGGACCUGCAGACCGAGGUCUGACUCUCAAUGGGACCUCACACCCUGCUGCUCCCCACCACACACACACACACACACACACACACACACACACACACACACACACACACACACACACAGGGAGGUGAAGGAGAAGGGCUGAGGACGAGAACAUGGAAAACCACAUUCGGAGCAAAGAGGAACACGAUGUCGCUUUUUGUGUUGCUUCCUUUGAUGUUUUGGUGUCAGCUAAAUAACUGAAGAUCAUUGAAAUGACUGGCUGGCAAAUCACUUCUACCUGUGAUAAACAGCAUACCAUGUUUCCCACUGUAUUCAAUGGUUACGACGUUCUAAUCCCGUUUUUCCCACUAUUGAGACUGUUGCUACAUUACCGUUCCGCUGUGUCCGGAUGUUUUCUCAUGGACGCUGGCGUUACGCUCCACUCUAAUGCCUCUCACAUCAAACUGACCUGGGCUUGAAGGAGACGACUACCCAGGCUAGACCUGCCGCUCAGCUGCAAUGGCGCCACAAUGAUUGGAGCAAACCGGGGUCAACGCCACGGAGACCAGCAGGGUCAGAAGACAAGAAAAACACUAUAUGGUGGUAAUAUUCAGAGAGGCAGGUGUUCAGCUGGGCUUCAUUCUCUAAUUAAAGGACCGUCAUGGCGGUGCGUCCAGCGGGGGCUCCGGUUCAGCAAAUACCUGCUGCUUCAUGUUGCUAAUAUAAGGGACCCCUUGGUUUGAGAAAAGCUCCAAUCAUAUCAGUCCAGAGAUUCAGACUAACAGGGUCCGGUUUCUGUCGGCGUACCCCGAGAAUCUGCACGUACAGGUAUGUGGUCCCUGGGUCAGACAUGAUGGCAGUGUGGGGCGGUCUGUGAGGGUGGGGGGUGCACAGAUGGAAAGCACAAGGCUCCCUUUGGAGUCCUGAUGUAUAGCAUUGUAAUUAAUUCAGAGUUCUACAGAAUGGAUUUUAGCCUAUAAAUAUCUUUCUUACCGUGCUUGAGGAUAGUUGUUCUCAUUAUUAUGAAUAUAAACAUGAUUAUUCUGAUACCGACCCCCCCCCCCCAUCGGGUACUGGACUGCCAGUGUUCUGUAUCGCAAAGUAACUGUGUGUGUUUUGAUAUCACCACUAAGUCCCUCCCACAGAUCUGUGUCUGUCUAAGCCCCGCUGUCCCCCCCCCGCCCCCGUAUGUA
This is a messenger RNA of Cyprinodon variegatus (sheepshead minnow), 6496 nucleotides long. RefSeq names its product brain-specific angiogenesis inhibitor 1-like (gene adgrb1a). The transcript has 29 exons. The coding region runs from base 684 to 5348 and encodes 1554 amino acids. Gene Ontology annotation, cellular component: plasma membrane. NCBI's taxonomy places the organism in Eukaryota, Metazoa, Chordata, Actinopteri, Cyprinodontiformes, Cyprinodontidae. Gene Ontology annotation, molecular function: G protein-coupled receptor activity. The record is from RefSeq and is a predicted model, not a curated record. Gene Ontology annotation, biological process: G protein-coupled receptor signaling pathway; cell surface receptor signaling pathway; negative regulation of angiogenesis.